UUCUAGCCAAAACCCCGCAAAACCCUUGGUGAGGCUGCUCAAAACCCUCGGCUGUCCCUCUCGUUCGUCUCCGCAGCUCCUCUUCUUCUUCCUUCUCUCUCUAAAAUUCUCUCUGCGAUUCUGAUUUUCUUCCAUGGCGAGACUGAAACUGAAAUCUCUCAUCACUUCUUUCACUCCUCAAGGCGACUAUUUCGCCAUUAUAUCCCCUAACGGACUCGUCAAGAUCUGGAACACAAGUAAUGGAAGUCUAUUGGCAGAGUGGAGUCAGUCAGAUGCUGAUUCUGAUGAUAGUUUUUCUUGUAUGGCUUGUAGUUUUGUUGGGAAGAAGCGCAGCAAAGAGCGUGGUACUUGCUUAUUAGCUCUUGGCGCAGAUGCUGGUGAAAUUUUGACUGUUAAUGUUUUCAGUGGUGAGAAGAAGUGGAAAUCUACAUGUCACGCUGGUGGCAUUGCUGGUCUAUCUUUUACAAAUAGAGGCCGCAUUCUUUAUACAGUUGGUAAUGACGGAGUGGCAACUGAGAUGAACUCAGAAACAGGGGAAGUUGUAAGGCAGUUCAAAGUUUCAAAGACUCAUAUAUCUUCUUCAGCCUUUUGUGAUGAGAAAAUCUUAGCCAUAGCCAGUGGUAAGAUACGAAUUUUUAAUUGGGAAAAUGAGAAAGAGUUGUUGAAGUUUUCUACCAAUGAGGGUCUGGUGCAGCAUAUUUCCAUUUCUGAUGUUGCCAAGACCAUUGUUACAUCUGGGCCUGGCGAGAAACAUCUUCAAGUGUGGAAGUGUGAUUUGAGUACUGGAGUUAUAAGCAAAGGACCUAUUCUUUCCAUGAGACAUCCUCCUAUUGCAUUUGAAUGUAAGAAUAGUACCAAUGGAGAGGACGUUUUAGUUGUCCUCUCGGUUUCAGAGUCAGGUGUAGCUCAUGUGUGGAAUUUGAAGUCCAUCUCUGAGGAGGAGAUAAGUCCAGUUAAGGUGACAGUUAAAGCUAGCAAAGGUGAAAUGGACUUGCAAAAUAGUGGAAAGAAGAGUCGCUUUUCAAUAAUGGCUGCCAGAUUACAUGCUGUAGAGAACGAUGGACGAGUGACUGCCCUUAUUGCAUAUGGUUCCACAGAUUCUCCACAGUUUUCUUUCUUGGACAUUAGUAACCCAGUGGAGGACAUUGUUAUAACUGCUGGAGAUGAAACAAAGAAAACAAGUAGUGAGACUAUUCAAGAAAAUGGUGUUGUUGCAGGAAUAGAUACGGAAAACUGUCUGACAGGCCCACAUGAAGACGAUUUAGAAGCAGUAGCUGUACCAAUCCAAAAGAAAAAAUCCAAUAAGAAACGCGCAGCAUCUGACCCGGAUCUUGCAGAUACAGAGAACUCAAUUGAUAAUGAUACAGCUCAUGAAGAGCCAAUGGAUGGAAGCCAAAUUGACAAGGGUUUAAAUGAGCCAACCAUGGGUGAGAAACUUGCAAGUUUAAAUUUACUAGAGAAUAACGAGGUUAAAAGCAUUGAGAAAAAAGAAAUUUCUCAGCACGUGAUGCCUCCAAGUGCGGAUUCUGUUCAUGUUUUGCUUAAGCAAGCGCUACAUGCUGAUGAUCGAGCACUAAUCUUAAAGUGCUUACAUACCCAGGAUGAUAAGGUGAUUGCAAAUUCAGUCUCACUAUUAAAUCCAUCUGAUGUUAUCAAACUUUUAGACUCACUGAUAUCUAUAAUCCGGUCUAGGGGAGCAGGGGUGGCUUGUGCCCUUCCAUGGUUGAGGAGUUUGCUUCUUCAACAUGCAAGUGGAAUAAUGUCCCAGGAAUCUUCUAUAAGUGCCCUCAACUCUUUAUAUCAGCUCAUAGAAUCUAGAGUUUCAACAUUCCAUCCGGCUCUUCGACUAUCUAGUUGCGUAGACUUGCUUUACACAGCGACUGUCGAGGAUGGUUUCGAUGAGAAUGCCACAACAGAACCGAUUGUUUAUGAGGACAGCGAUGAAAGUGAAGACAAGGAAUCUGAGGAUGCCAUGGAAACUGAUGAAGAGGGCGGUAAUGUUGAACCAUUGCAGGACUUUAGUGACAUCAACGGAUGCGAUGACUUGGCUUUUGAUUGAUACAUAAAAAUGAAUUUCACAGAUGAAGCACCCAUGUUUGUUAUCGACUGCUUGGGAGUGACAUAAGAAUUUUGAUUAAGAUGAAAAUUUUGUAAGAAAAAGAUAAUUCUUGUGUUUUUAUAUUUUAUUUUUCAGGAAAUUAAAAAUUAAAUGUAUUGUAUAAGAAAAUUAGUUUUGUUCUAUUUUCUA
Messenger RNA from Camellia sinensis, 2248 nucleotides. The record is from RefSeq and is a predicted model, not a curated record. NCBI's taxonomy places the organism in Eukaryota, Viridiplantae, Streptophyta, Magnoliopsida, Ericales, Theaceae.